Messenger RNA from Striga hermonthica, 1536 nucleotides. The record is from the annotation of a GenBank genome assembly. Lineage: Eukaryota; Viridiplantae; Streptophyta; Magnoliopsida; Lamiales; Orobanchaceae.
AUGGCGGUCUGCGGCGGUUAUUCAGUUAACUUCGCAGCUGCAUCCUUCAAUCCAAACAAGCCCUUAACCCCAUCUUCUAAUCCGCUUCAAACCUUUUCGAGACCUUCGUCUGCUAGAAAGCUCCCCUUUCUUUCUCUUCAUUCAAGUCAAAAUUCAUCAAGAACCCAUUUGGCCGAAGCCAAAGCUUCUCCAAGUUUGAUGGUUGCAGCGUCAGGGAAAAAGCCAGAGCCUCUGAAGGUGAUGAUAUCGGGAGCCCCGGCCUCUGGUAAAGGAACUCAAUGUGAGCUUAUUACGAAGAAGUUUGAUUUGGUGCACGUAGCGGCAGGUGAUCUUCUGAGGGCUGAAGUUGCUUCUGGAACAGAUAAUGGGAAGCUGGCAAAAGAAUACAUGGAAAAAGGACAACUUGUCCCUAAUGAAAUAGUCGUCAUGAUGGUCAAAGAUCGUUUAUCACAGCAAGAUUCUCAAGAGAAAGGCUGGCUGCUGGACGGGUAUCCAAGAAGCGAGUCCCAAGCUAUAGCCCUCAAGAAAUUCGGGUUUGAUCCAGAUAUCUUCAUUCUUCUUGAAGUCCCUGAAGAGAUUCUUGUUGAAAGAGUUGUGGGUCGCAGACUAGAUCCUGUGACUGGAAAAAUAUAUCAUCUCAAAUAUUCUCCACCCGAAACAGAAGAAAUUGCUGCAAGACUUACUCAGCGUUUUGAUGACACCGAGGAGAAGGUUAAGCUACGUUUGCUCACUCACAACAGCAACGUGGAGGCUGUGCUCUCAAUGUACCAAGAUAUAUCAAUCAAAAUUGAUGGAACUCUCCCGAAACAGGACGUGUUUUCACAGAUCAACAGUAUACUGACCGAACUAAUCGAGAAAAAGGAGGCCGCCUUGGGUUCAACCCUAACCCCCCUGCCCUCUUCCCGUGGAGCGCCGCCGGUGACUCCACCAUCAGCUCAAUUGCCAGCGACGGGAGUGGCUCUCACGCGCCCCCUUCCCCCGCACGUUGCGCUCGAGAAGCAGUUGACGACUUUUGACACCAGCUCCACGGCUCCAGCAGCCUGCGCGAGAAUAUUUGAGGCGUCGAAGUGGAGCCUUCUGCUUAUUCCCCGGUCUCGCCAUGUGACAUUGGGAGCUUACGUAUAUUGCGUUUCAUGGAAAUCCUCGCCUCUUGAAGCGGUUAGUUUGCUAGGACCCGGAUGGUGGUCUAGAGGGCCUGACAAGAAUUUCGGUGCAAGGCUGCUGAAGGCGGAUGGACUCCGCAACAUCGUUCUGGACGUUUCAUAUCAAAGGUCGACUGAACGGACAUAUCCUGGCCAGAGAAGAUGUUGCGCGGGGUCGGUAGGCUGGGCUGAGCGUGGGGCUGGGGCUGAUAGCGGGAGUCGUCAACGACAAGAGCAGCUGGUCGGAGGCGCAACUGCGUUUUAUGGUAUUUCCAGCUUAAGGCAGCGGUUGGACACCAUGAAACGUGUUGGCCGGUUUUUGCUCGAAGGAUGCCUUAGCGAGCUGAAUGGAAAACAAGACGGAGCUUUUUCAGACUUGGUUGAACAUGGUUGA